AACAAACACCAGAUGCUAUCCCUUUCAGACAAGACAAGAUACAAGCUUACUUUAAGAAUCCAGAAUGUUUCAUAAAAAUGAUAUGCCCUUUUGUAAUAGCAGGAAGAAAGUUACAUUCCAAGGCAUCAGACUCAAACCUAUAUAUGCAUACCCCACACCAUAUGGAGUUUUAUCAUCCUCAAACACCAUCCAUCUUGAUUCUCAUUCAUUGUUUUCUCUUCUUUCUUUCCGAUUUCUUGCUAUCAUACAUGGGAGAGCAGAGGCAAUUUCUCUGUUUUCGACUCUCGUGGCUGUCAUCAGCUGCGGCUGCCCGUCCUGUAGCUGCUGCACAUCCUGCAGCUCAAACUGAAACCCCUUCCCAGCCGAAGAUUACGAUCCCUGUCCAACAACCACCAUUUCGGCCUGCAGGGACUGUCCCAAAACAGACCCCUCCGACCCAUGCUCAAGCACCCACCCGAAAGAAAGAACCUCAGCCGGUAUCAGCAUCUCGUGGAGCAAUUCAAACUCUGGACACCUCGCAAACCCGAACACCGUCUUGGGUACCCAGACAAGCAAGGGCUGUCUCGGUCCCUCCAUCUCGCAUUGUUUCCCAGCCACAAUCAACAGAACAGACAGUCUCCAAGCAACGAUCUUCAUCCCAUUUGACAUCUCCGCCAACAGGCCAAACAUCUCCGCAGUCUUCUUCUCCAUCACAUUGAGCCAAUCAAGUGAAAA
Hibiscus syriacus is the source of this 714-nucleotide messenger RNA. RefSeq lists its product as uncharacterized. Lineage: Eukaryota; Viridiplantae; Streptophyta; Magnoliopsida; Malvales; Malvaceae. The transcript has a single exon. The record is from RefSeq and is a predicted model, not a curated record. The coding region runs from base 78 to 698 and encodes 206 amino acids.